AUGGCGGACGAUGAGAAAAAGAAACUGGAGGAGGAAAAGAAGAGAAAACAGGCUGAGAUCGAACGCAAGAGGGCUGAGGUGAGGGCUCGCAUGGAAGAGGCCUCCAAGGCGAAGAAGGCGAAGAAAGGUUUCAUGACCCCCGAAAGAAAGAAGAAACUUAGGUUACUGUUGAGAAAGAAAGCCGCCGAGGAACUGAAGAAGGAGCAGGAAAGGAAAGCGGCCGAAAGGAGACGCAUCAUCGAAGAGCGCUGCGGAAAGCCCAAACUGAUCGAUGACGCCAAUGAAGGCCAACUUAAGAAGAUUUGCAAAGACUAUUAUGACCGCAUGUAUAUAUGUGAGGAGCAGAAAUGGGAUUUGGAACGCGAAGUUCGAAAACGGGACUGGGAGAUCUCGGAAUUGAACAGUCAAGUGAACGACCUCAGAGGAAAAUUCGUGAAACCGACGUUGAAGAAGGUGUCCAAAUACGAAAACAAAUUCGCCAAGUUGCAGAAGAAGGCCGCCGAAUUUAACUUCCGCAACCAACUCAAAGUGGUCAAGAAGAAGGAGUUCACCUUAGAAGAAGAAGACAAAGAGAAGAAACCAGACUGGUCGAAGACCAAAGACGAAAAGAAGGUACAAGAAGCCGAAGCAUGA
Molecule: messenger RNA, 633 nt
Organism: Phyllotreta striolata
Lineage: Eukaryota; Metazoa; Arthropoda; Insecta; Coleoptera; Chrysomelidae
Source: the annotation of a GenBank genome assembly